AUGGGAGACACAAAUAAUUCCAAGCCUGUCGCGGCAAAAAAACCCCGGAAGUACGUAGCUGACUGGAGAAUCCCCCAUCGUCGCUCGGUUGAGCCUAGGGAUAUACCAACCUUAGAGGAGGCGAAGGCAAUCAUUGAUAGACUCUACGAGUCCGGAGUGCCCUUUUUCACCAAAGAGUUAAUCCAAGAUAUGUGGGAUCAGACCAAGCGAGAACCAACCCCAGACAAGAUAAUUACGAAAGACAUAACAGGCGCAACUGUUAGAUGCAAUGUGGAGAUGGGAAGGGUUUGCCGAAUGCGAGACGCAGAGGAUGAUACGGAAUUGAUGUAUGUGUGCAAAGACCUGGCCCUCAAUUACAACUGUCGCGCACAUCUUACGAACGAGAUUGACCGGAGACAUUUCUCGUUAUCGCACUGGGAGCCCUGCUCGGUCAUUAUCAUGCAUAAGACACAGAAAUUGGACUCCAAGACCAAGGAAAUUGUUCCACAGCGUGGCCCCCUUGACCGUGAAGUGGUUGCGAAAAUCUUCCACGACAAGACCCAAGAAUGGAAAGAGAGCCCAGCCUGUGAAAAGCUCAAGACAAUUUUGUCGUCGUCUGCAAAAGAUCAUGAGAUUAACAAGGUCGUCGCAUUUGCUCUUGGCACGAUGUCCUUUCAACAUUUCAAUGAGGAGGGCAUUCUAGAUACUAGCUAUGGGUGGCGAUCUGCAUUUCAGAAUGCGCUCCUCGUUACCAUAACUGAAUGGCUGAAAGAAAGAGACCACAAAGAGAAAGUCCCAUGCUACUCACAGGACCCGGCUCAGAGCGAAGUGGACAAGGAGAUUCUGGAUGAGGUAGGUAUCGAGGUGGUUGAUGAUCCGCGUGGUUGGCUCGAAGUGGACGAGCAAUCGGUAGUGUUCUCCGUAGCACCAAAUGUGCCUGUGAAGGAGAUUAUUACGGACAUCGCUCGACCAGCGAUUAUUAUUUGGUGUCGAGUGAAAUUCCUCGAUGGACUUGAUCAGAGAUGCACGGAUCCCGACUCUUCGCGAGUUAGAGCAAUGAUGGAAGGUUAUGAACUGUAUGAGUUUGGCCCUGAUCAGAACAUAUUCUGUGAUCUUGCGAUCUAUAUCCGGAAGUUGGUUGCUGCCCCAACUCCUUCAGAUGGAAGAUUCUCCUAG
Molecule: messenger RNA, 1155 nt
Organism: Penicillium griseofulvum
Lineage: Eukaryota; Fungi; Ascomycota; Eurotiomycetes; Eurotiales; Aspergillaceae
Product: SRR1 family protein
Exons: 3
Coding region: 1-1155 (384 amino acids)
Source: RefSeq, a predicted model, not a curated record